This is a messenger RNA of Eucalyptus grandis, 3882 nucleotides long. RefSeq names its product disease resistance protein RUN1-like. The record is from RefSeq and is a predicted model, not a curated record. Gene Ontology annotation, biological process: signal transduction; defense response. Lineage: Eukaryota; Viridiplantae; Streptophyta; Magnoliopsida; Myrtales; Myrtaceae. Gene Ontology annotation, molecular function: ADP binding; ATP hydrolysis activity. Bases 67 to 3882 code for a protein of 1271 amino acids. The transcript is spliced from 5 exons.
UAUCCUUCUUGAGAGUCGGACUUUGGAAGAGAAAUUACGGGCAGAGUCAGUCAGGGCAAAGAAGAGAUGCAUCGUCUCGUUCCUGGCAAUCCUUUCGUGGCGCUUGUCGCACCGAUCCUUCUCGUUGUGCUCGCGCACAAGCUUCGGAGUAAGAGGAGAGCAACUGCGCAAAGAAACAAGAAAGAUCUGCAUCCUGGUACGCCUAGUCCUCCGAUCCAGCCCAGCGGAAACGAUUUCGACGUGUUCUUGAGCUUUAGAGGUGUAGAUACUCGAAACGGCUUCGUCGACCACCUCUAUUGCGGCCUCGUCGGUGCUAGAAUCCGUGUCUUCAUGGACGACAAUGAACUCCGCUUGGGCGAGGGAUUGAGCGAAGAGCUUAGGCAAGCCAUUAGUAACAGCAAUAUUUUGAUCCCUAUUAUCUCUGAGAAUUAUGCCUCUAACAAAUGGUGCCUUCAAGAAUUGGUUUGCAUGAUGGAGUGCCGAAAACAAUGGGGACACAAAGUGUUUCCCAUAUUCUACAAAGUGGAACCUGCGGGGGCGCGAUCUGAAAUGGGUCGUUUUAGAGAGGCAUUUCGUAAUUACAAGCGGAGGUGUUUUGACCCAGAGGUUGUGGCCAAAUGGAAGGAAGCGCUUGCAGAAGUCAGUUCCUUGAGUGGAUGGGAAUCAGAGAAAUUUGCUAAUGGGAGAGAAGGAGAAUUGGUCAAAUCGGUUGUGCAAAAAGUUUUGAAAGAGUUGAAGGAGUUGGUUGCUGAUGAUUAUUUGGUCGGAAUUGACAGUCCUGUGGAGGAGGUUAUGGAAUUGGUGAACAGGAAUGCUAGUGCUACCCCGUGUGUGGGAAUUUAUGGAAUUACGGGCAUUGGUAAGACUACUCUUGCUAAAGUCAUAUACAAUAAGCUGUCUGAUCUGUUUGUGCAUCGUAGCUUCAUUGCUAACAUCAGGGUAUCAUGCGAACGUCAUGGUAUUAAUUACUUGCAAAAUCAAUUAAUCUUUGAUAUGCGGAAAAGAGAAAUUCAAUUUUGCAAUAGCGACGAAAGACUCAAGUAUAUCUCGUCUAGGUUUAAAGAUGAGAAAGCCCUCAUUAUUCUUGAUGACGUGGAUACCACUAGUCAGUUAGAGGCUUUGGCUGGAAAUCCUUACUGGUUUGGCUCAGGAAGUAGGAUCUUUGUUACCACUAGAAACGAGAGUGUUCUUGAUAGAGUGAACAUCAAGUACAAGCGUGAGCAAAUGCAUGAGGAGCAAUCUCUUCUCCUAUUUUCUAGACAUGCAUUUCGAAGAGACCAUCCUCCAUAUGAAUUUUUAGCUCUCUCUCGUCUUGUGGUAUCUACAACGGAAGGGAUUCCCUUGGCUGUCAAGCUUGUAGGUUCAUUUUUGUGUGAAAAACCAUCACGAAUAUGGAGAGAAACAAUACGAAAGAUGCAAAAUAUGCCUCAUAUGGCCGUGCAAGAAAAGUUCAGGAUAAUUUGUGAAGAAAUGGGGGAGGAUCGAAAAAACGCGGAAGAUGCAUCUUCCGCUGCUACGCCUUGUCCUUCCAUCCUGCUAAGUGAAAGCAAAAACGAUUACGAAGUGUUCUUGAGUUUUAGAGGUGUAGAUACUCGAAGAGGCUUUAGCAACUACCUCUACUGCAGCCUCAUUGAUGUUGGAAUCCGUGUCUUCAGGGACGACGAUGAGCUCCGUGGGGGCGAGAGUUUGAGCGAAGAUCUUAUGCGAGCCAUUAGGAACAGCAAUAUUUUGAUCCCAAUUAUCUCUGUGAAUUAUGCUUCUAGCAAAUGGUGCCUUGAUGAACUUGUUGAAAUGAUGAAGUGCAAGAAUUGCUCAGGGCACAUAGUGUUGCCUAUAUUCUACAAAGUGGAACCUGCGGAUGUGUGGCCUGUGGGAGAAUUGAUGAAAUCAGUUGUGCAAAAAGUUUUGAACGAGUUGAAGAAAGCAGUGGACUUGGAUGAUCUUGAGAAUUUGGUCGGAAUCGAUAGUCACGUGGAGGAGGUUAUGAAAUUAAUAAAUAAGUCUGCUGGAGCUACCCUAUGUGUGGGAAUUUACGGAAUGGGAGGUAUCGGUAAGACGACUCUUGUUAAUGUCAUCUACAACAAGCUAUUAAAUCAAUUUGAGCAUUGUAGCUUCAUUGCUGACAUUAGGGAAUUAUGCAAUCGCAAUGGUAUUAGUUACUUGCAAAAUCAAUUAAUCAGUGAUUUAUUGCGAAGAAAUAUUCGAUUGCAUAACAAGGAUCACGGAAUCCGCAUCAUCUCAUCCAAGCUUAAAGAUAUGAAAGUCCUCAUUAUUCUAGAUGAUUUGGGAACCACUGAUCAAUUAGCAGCUUUGGCUGAAAAUCUUGAAUGGUUUGGCUCAGGAAGUAGGAUCUUUGUUACCACUAGAAAUGAGAGUGUUCUUGAUAGGGCCGGAGUGGACAUCAAGUACAAGCAUGAGGAAAUGGGUAUGGAGCAAGCUCUGAUCCUAUUUUCUAGACAUGCAUUUCGAAGUGACUUUCCUCCUAGUGAGUUUUCAUUUCUCACUCAUGUUGUGGUAUCUACAACAGGAGGGCUUCCCUUAGUUCUCAAGGUUGUAGGUUCAUUUUUGCGUGGAAAACCAGCAAUGCUAUGGGAAGAAACAAUACAUAAGAUGCAAAAAAUACCCCAUGAGGAAGUGGUAAGAAAGUUGAUGGUAAGUUAUGAAGAAUUGGAGGAGGAUCAUAGACAGAUGUUCCUGGAUGUCGCUUGUUUUUUAAUUGGGAGUGAUGUAAGAGUUGCCUACUACAUGUGGGAUGAUUGGGGCUUUUUUGCGAGGGAAGGAAUUGAAGUGCUGAGAUCUUUGUUAUUCAUUAGUGUUGGAGAUAAUUAUGAGUUCAGAAUGCAUGACCAAAUGAGAGAUCUUGCCAGGGAAAUUGUGCUUGCAGAAAACUACUGCAAACCUCAUAAACGUAGUAGAUUGUGGCAUUACGAGGAAGCCUUGGAAGUGCUAGAGAGCAAAAGGGGAACUGGAAGGAUUCAAGCCAUUUGUCUAGAGCAAGGCAACUCUAAUUAUAUAAUUGAUCAAGCGAGCCACACAUUUACGGAUGAACCAUUUAGAAACUUAUGGAACUUGAGGUUUCUUCACAUGAGUUCUGUGAAUCUUGUCGGAGAUUUUAGUAAAUUAUUUUCUCAGUUAAGAUGGCUCAAAUGGGGGAAUUGUCCUUCAAAUUUUGAAGCAAGCAACUUCCAUGUGGGGGAAUUAGUCAUACUCGAUUUGUCAGGAAGCCCGAUUUCAGAUGUCUGGCAAGGAUGGUAUUCAAUGAUGGUAUCUGACCCCCAUGAUAUAUUCUUUCUUGCAGAAGGCAAAAAGCUGAAAGUUCUCAACCUCACAAGUUGCCAUUCCUUAAAAAGGACUCCUUACCUCUCAUCUUUUAAAAGAUUGGAGAUUUUGAUCCUCAGAGAUUGUCGCAACUUAGAGAAAAUUGAUAAUUGUAUUGGAAACAUGGAGAGUCUCGUUUCCCUCGACUUGAGUGGAUGUUCUGGUCUUAAGGAGCUUCCACUUCAAAUGGCUAAACUAGAACAAUUGGAGGAACUUCUUCUAGAUGAAACAGCGAUGCAAGAAAUACCUUCCUUCAUCAGUUAUCUAAAGAAGCUAGAGACACUUAGUGCCAAGGACUGCAAAUCAUUGAUUGGAUUUCCGGACUCAAUAGGCAAUUUGGUGAAUUUGUCGACCCUUGUCUUAUCAGGUUGUGUUGAGCUUGCAACACUUCCACACGGCAUUGGGUCCCUUGAGAAUUUGCGGUGCUUGUCAUUGGGAAGUUGCCAACAAUUGAGAGAGAUUCCCAAAUCAUUAAUUGGGCUGGAUUGGCAAUUUGAAAUUGUUGACUCAACUGGACUUGAGUGGAUGUUCACGUAUUCAACAGCUACCGCCUCAAAUUGGUGA